AUGGCAGACAAUGAGAAGAGUGGUCUUUCUGUGGGGAGUAAUGCAGCGGACAUAGGUUCCAAGAAAAAGGGCACAGAAGAACUGCCUGAUGAUAUAAAAUAUGCAUUAGAGAUGAUUCAGCAGAUGGAGGUUUCCAAAAAAGAGAAUUCUAGCAUAGAAGAGUACAAGAACUCACUUUUAUCAAGUGAGCUAUUAUCCAAGCAGACAUUUGAAGAGUUGGCUAUACCUGAAGACAUAAUAGCUGCCCUUCGGUCAAUGGAGUUCAAAAACCCCAGUACAAUACAGCAAAAGUCAAUCCCUGAGAUAGCAAAGGGCGGGGAUGUGGCGUUUCAGAGCCACAGUGGUUCUGGAAAGACUAUUGCAUUCUUAGUUGGUGCACUGUCUGCUCUUGAUAAAAGUGUAAAGUCACCGCAGAUAGUUAUUAUAACGCCAACAAGAGACUUAAGCAAGCAGAUAUCUUCUAUUCUGGAAAAGUUCUCAAAGUCAAUCGAAUUUACUAUGUUACAGGCACUGCCUGAUGUUGUAGAGAAAAUGGAUGUAUCAAGGAUAUCUGAGCAGAUAUUGAUAGGUGCGCCUGGAACAAUUAAGAAAAUAGUCACCGGGCUGUCUAAUAAUAGCACAAUUAAAAUGGUUAUAUUAGAUGAAGCAGAUGCUUUAUUAGAUGCCGAUAUGGGUGGGCAGACAGUGUCUGUGGUAAAAAAGAUAAAGAACAAGCAAUUGGUUUUAUUCAGUGCCACAUUCAGUGUAAAGAUGAAGGAAGUGAUUGCAAUGCUCUCUAAGAGCAUCAAAACCUGGUAUUUAGAAGAGACAAACAUUAAACCAGACAACAUAACACAGUUUUACAUGGAAAUGAGCGAGAACCAGAAAACAAAAACUCUUCUUAAACUAUACGAAAUGAUGUCUAUAGGACAGUCAAUAGUUUUUGUGCACACAAGAAACAAGGCAGAAUUAGUGCAGCAAAAUCUGAAAAAGGACGGAUUUGAUGCCGAUGUACUGCAUGGGCAGUUAUUAAAGAGCCAGAGAGACCAGGUGAUUUCUGAUUUUAAGAGUGGUAAAACAAAAGCACUUGUCACUACAAAUGUACUGAGCAGAGGACUAGACGUGCCCCAGCUUAACCUAGCAGUCAAUUACGACAUACCAAGAAAACAGUCUGGAGCAGUGGACAUUGAGACAUACGUUCACAGAAUUGGUCGUACAGGCAGGUUUAAUAGAGCAGGUGUAUCUAUCACUUUCUCAACAGGCGAGUCAGACAAAAUGGACCUCUUAUCAAUACAGCGAGCAAUUGGUUCACAAAUCAAGUACACCACACUAGAAGCACUCUCCCAAGCCAUACAAGAAAAUCAAAAAUCAGAUGACGAGUCCGAUGAUUAGGCAGAGUCAUCACUACAGCAGGCAAAUGCAAUAUUUAAAAAUAAAGCUACCAGAAAUAAUCUGAAAUUCCCU
Nematocida parisii ERTm1 is the source of this 1443-nucleotide messenger RNA. RefSeq lists its product as uncharacterized. Bases 1 to 1371 code for a protein of 456 amino acids. Gene Ontology annotation, cellular component: cytoplasmic stress granule. Lineage: Eukaryota; Fungi; Microsporidia. The transcript has a single exon. The record is from RefSeq and is a predicted model, not a curated record. Gene Ontology annotation, molecular function: translation initiation factor activity; RNA helicase activity; ATP binding. Gene Ontology annotation, biological process: cytoplasmic translational initiation.